UUGUGUCUGCUGAUCUGAGAGAGGAGCUAACCUGCCCCAUCUGCCUGAGCAUUUAUACAGAUCCUGUAACUCUCAGCAGUGGCCAUAACUUCUGCCUGGGCUGUAUUGAUAGUGUGCUGGGUACCCAGGAGGGGUCUGGGGUUUAUACCUGUCCUGAGUGCAGAAAGGGAUUCAGUAACAGACCUAAACUGCAGAGGAACCUGAAGUGAAGUAACAUUGUAGGUUGUUUCAUUCCUACUCAUCAAGGGACACAUUCACUCUCCUGUACCUGCUGCUAAAUCAUGUCUGAUGUGUGAGGCUUCUCUGUGUGAUACCCACCUGAGGGUACACAGCAAGUCUGAGGAACACGUCUUAACUGAACCCACCACUUCCUGGGGUAACAGAAAAUGCUCCAAACACAAGAAGCUCCUGGAAUAUUACUGCACUGAGGAUGCUGCCUGUAUCUGUGUGUCCUGCUCCCUGGCCGGAGAGCACAGGGGACACCAGGUGGAGCUGCUGAAUGAGGCUUCUGAGAGGAAGAAAGAGAAACUGAGAAAUGUUCUGCAGAAACUGACCACAAAGAGAGAGAAGACAGAAAAAAGAGUCCAGAGUCUGCAGGAGCACAGGAGAGGGGUGCAAGAGAAAGCAGCUGGUGUAACAGAGCGAGUCCUGAGUGAGAUCACCCGGCAGCAGGAGCAGGUUUUACUCCCAAUCUCUGACCUGAUCCAGCAGCUGGAAAAAGAGAAGGACGAGCUGACCAGGAAGAUGAGUCACAUUGAGGAGUUGUGCAACAUGACUGACCCAUUAACUGUCCUACAAGAACAGGAAUUACACAGAGAUGACUUUUGUGGUGCUGAGAAGGGAGAUAAUGAGGUCACACAGAGAGGUGAUAAACAGGUCCCUGCUGGGGGGAAUUUAGAUGAGGGUCUGAUCUCAGUGACCUUAUACAGAGGUUUAGGUGAUAUUGUGACUGAUGUAAAGAGAGAGAUCUAUGUGCAGGUGACAUCAGACAUAAUACUGGAUAUAAACACAGCUAGUAAUAAUGUUAUUGUAUCAGCUGACCUGAAAACUGCAUCCUGGUCAGAUAUAAACCAACAGCGACCAGUAACACCAGAGAGAUUUACAUCUGCUCCUCAGGUAUUAAGCACCAGGAGCUUUUCCUCAGGACAAAAUUACUGGGAAGUGCAGAUCAGUGAAUCAGGGAUCUGGUGUGUAGGGGUUUGUUAUCCCAGUAUGGGAAGGGGAGGAUAUCAGUCUGGGAUAGGAAAUAAUAACAAGUCCUGGUGUUUGUGUAGUUAUUAUAAAGAUCUUUCAGUGAGACAUAACACAAUAGACACCUCAUUACACCCCCCUCUAUCAUGUGACACAGUAGGAAUACUGCUGGACUAUGAGGCUGGGAGUCUGACCUUUUAUGAGCUGUGUGACCCGAUCAGACACUUACACACUGUCACUGUCACCUUCACUGAGCCUCUUCAUGCGGCAUUCUGGGUAUGGGGUGAUGGUACCUGGGUGAGAAUCCUGCACUAGAUACACUGUCACAUAAUAAUGCUGCAUUCUGUGUAUAUAAAGAUGGUGCCUGGGUGAGAAUCCUGCACUAGAUACACUGUCACAUAAUAAUAAUGCUGCAUUCUGUGUAUAUAAAGAUGGUACC
Bombina bombina (fire-bellied toad) is the source of this 1630-nucleotide messenger RNA. RefSeq names its product E3 ubiquitin-protein ligase TRIM39-like. The transcript has a single exon. The record is from RefSeq and is a predicted model, not a curated record. Gene Ontology annotation, molecular function: protein binding; zinc ion binding. Bases 289 to 1506 code for a protein of 405 amino acids. NCBI's taxonomy places the organism in Eukaryota, Metazoa, Chordata, Amphibia, Anura, Bombinatoridae.